AUGAGCCCAUUCCGGUUGGUCUCUGGAAAGGCUUGCCAUCUUCCAGUGGAGAUAGAGCAUAAGGCGUAUUGGGCCAUAAAAGAGAGCAACACAAGGUUUGGGGUUGGAGUCAAAAGGAAGCUACAAUUGGUGGAGCUUGAGAACCUUCGAUUGGAAGCCUAUCAAAAUUCAAGGCUAUACAAGGAGAAGAUAAAAGCAGUGCAUGAUCAAAACAUAAAAAGGAGAGAGUUUAGAGUCGGAGAACUAGUUCUCCUCUAUAACUCUAGGUUAAGGUUGAUGCCCGGAAAGUUAAGAUCAAGGUGGGAAGGCCCCUAUAGAGUGGAGAAGGCCGAACCAUAUGGAGUCUACCACGUAAGGCACCCUUCAAGCCCCAACAUCUUCAAAGUGAAUGGUCAUCGUCUAAAGCUAUACCAUGGAGAGAAGAUAAAAAGCAACAAAGAGGUCGAGGUGUUCCUUCUUGAGGACGCACCCGAAGGCGAGGAGAUUUGA
Messenger RNA from Arachis duranensis, 489 nucleotides. RefSeq lists its product as uncharacterized. Lineage: Eukaryota; Viridiplantae; Streptophyta; Magnoliopsida; Fabales; Fabaceae. The record is from RefSeq and is a predicted model, not a curated record. Bases 1 to 489 code for a protein of 162 amino acids. The transcript has a single exon.